Linum trigynum is the source of this 1400-nucleotide messenger RNA. Lineage: Eukaryota; Viridiplantae; Streptophyta; Magnoliopsida; Malpighiales; Linaceae. The record is from the annotation of a GenBank genome assembly.
AUGACCGAUCAGUCUCCCAAAACCAUCCACACAACUUGCUUCGUAGAGAGUAACUACUACGUACACAUCGAUCUUUGCUCGUGUGUUUGAUUAUUUGUACAGCACGAGAUGAAGAGUCGUGGCCAUGGAUUGCCUUGCGGGAUGCUUUUGCUCAUGGUCAUGAUGUUUGUGCCGACAAUGGACGCUGCAGUUUCGUCGUCUCUCAGAAUGGGCUUCUAUAGACGAUCUUGCCCAGCCGCCGAAUCCAUUGUCACAAGAACUGUGAGAAGGGCGGUGUCUCAAAAUCCUGGCAUCGGUGCCGGGCUCAUUAGGCUGCACUUCCACGACUGCUUCGUUCGGGGUUGUGAUGGUUCGGUGCUGCUGAAAUCCCUCCCCGGCGGCCCCAAAGCGGAGAGAGACCACCCGGCCAACAAUCCCGGGUUGAGAGGGUUCAACGUCAUCUCCAAAGCCAAAAGAAGAAUCGAGCGCAUCUGCCCCAACACAGUCUCGUGCGCCGACAUCCUCGCUUUCGCCGCCAGGGACAGCUCCCAGAUACUCGGACGCAUCAACUACCCUGUCCCCGCUGGCCGCCGCGACGGCAUCGUCUCCAGCUUCAACGAGGUCACCCCAAACCUCCCUUCCCCGAGACUCACGGCCGACCAGCUGAUUCAAAACUUCGCCAGGAAAGGGUUGUCGGCGGACGAGAUGGUCACGCUCUCCGGUGCGCAUUCCAUCGGCAGGUCCCGCUGCUCGUCGUUCUCUGACCGGCUCUACAACUUCAACGGAACGCGUGCUCAAGACCCGACCCUCGACCGGAACUACGCGGCCACUCUGAAGGCCACGUGUCCAGCGAACGGCGGCAGUGAUCCGACGGUGGCGAUGGACCCGGCGACGCCCAAUCGGCUGGACAAUACUUACUACGCGGAGCUGAGAGCGGGGCGGGGAUUGCUGACGACGGACCAGACGUUGGCGGAGAGUCCGGCGACGAGAGGGUACGUGGAUGUGAACGCCAGGUACGGUGUGGCGUGGGCUGGCAAGUUCGGUAGGGCGAUGGUGAGGAUGGGUUCCAUUGAUGUUCUUACUGGGAAUCAGGGCGAGAUUAGGAGGCGGUGCAGCAUGGUCAACUGACGGACACCGGAGCUAGGUAGCUAGCUUAGCUAGUUAGUCACUUUUGUUUGUUUAUUUCUCAUUGUUCAGCUAAUUCAGUACUAUACUUCGUAAUGUAAUUGUCAAUAUUCUUUAUCCAGAAUUAAUGUUUGAUUGAUGAGUAGCUUUUAAUUUAUCAUUCUUCUUGGCAUGGUAUUGUGUUAAUUGUUCAUUUUUAGCAUUUGAAGCAUCAAACCGUACGUACAAGUAAUUUUUCCCCGCGAGUGAAUCAUUUUACGUUUAGAAAAUAGGGUUAAUAAAUUUCGUUAAAAAUA